Messenger RNA from Cydia fagiglandana, 4926 nucleotides. RefSeq lists its product as uncharacterized. NCBI's taxonomy places the organism in Eukaryota, Metazoa, Arthropoda, Insecta, Lepidoptera, Tortricidae. The coding region runs from base 117 to 3704 and encodes 1195 amino acids. The record is from RefSeq and is a predicted model, not a curated record. Gene Ontology annotation, molecular function: ligand-gated monoatomic ion channel activity. The transcript is spliced from 19 exons. Gene Ontology annotation, cellular component: membrane.
CAAAAUGCGUCUAUGUCACACUUGCAUUCGAAAAAAGUGGUUGCAUCAAGAAGAUCUUACGUAUUAUAGUUAUUUUAUGUCUUAUUUAUUAAAUUAUAUUUAAAAAAAUAGUCAAGAUGUUGAUACCGUCAAACAUAUUAUUUCCGAUCGAAAUAUUACUGAACACAAUAAUUAAUAAUUAUUUGCGAACGUCUUUUUGCUUAACGAUUGUCACAGAAACUGAAUUAAUGAUUAACUUACCAUUAAACAUGAGCUCUAUAAGAAUAAGACCUAAUCAUUCAGAACUGGUGCAGCAAAUUUUGGAGGCAUCGGAAAAAGCUUGCACCGAUUAUAUUAUACAAAUGGAUGAACCUCAUGAUUUUAUGGUAGCUUUUGACAAGGUCAAUCAUAUAGGCGAUGUAAGGAGAAGCAACAAGAAACUCAUAUUUCUACCUUUAGAAGAUGAAUUUUAUAAUGCAAGGGUCCUUACUGAUAUUUUGGCGCUAAAGGAAACUGGUUACGUUCCUAAUAUUUUAUUAAUAGCACUUAAUGCACAAAGCUCAGCAGACUGUAAAGUAUACCACAUGAUAACUCAUAAAUUUGUGGGUGCCAACGAACAAAUACAUGAACCUCUGUACUUAGAUCGUUGGGAUUCUUGCACCGAAUUGUUUGAAAAGGGGGUAAAUUUGUUUCCUCAUGAUAUGUCCAAUCUAUACGGCAAGAAGGUCAAAGUGGGAGCAUUUACAUACAAACCGUACGUAUUAUUAGACCUGGAGCCAUCUCUGGCUCCGCUAGGCCGCGAUGGCAUAGACAUACGCUUCAUAGAGGAGUUUUGCAGGUGGAUUAAUUGCACAGUGGAAAUCGUAAGACCCGACGACGGACAGGAGUGGGGUGAGAUUUAUGAGAACAAUACUGGCGUCGGCCUAGUUGGAAAUCUGGUCGAAGAUCGAACGGAAAUAGGAAUUACAUCGCUCUAUUCCUGGUACGAAGAAUAUAGGGCAUUGGAUUUUUCUGCUCCUAUUAUAAGAACUGCUGUCACCUGCAUUGCACCCGCACCCAGGAUUAUGUCAAGCUGGGACUUGCCAUUGGUGCCAUUUUCGUGGCUGAUGUGGAUGUGCUUGAUAGCUACCUUCUUCUUCGCGUCACUUGCCCUCUUCGUAGCUCAACGAUCUACUGACAACAUUUUCUUCGCUACAUUUGGGAAUAUGAUUGGUCAGAGUCCCGGAGAUUCAAGUUCCUGGCGCAUACGCAGCAUCUCCGGCUGGAUGCUAGUGAUAGGCCUCGUCAUAGACAACGCGUACAGUGGAGGCCUGGCGUCCAGCUUCACAGUCCCCAAGUACGAGGCCUCCAUAGACACGAUACAGGACCUGGUGGACAGGAGAAUGGAGUGGGGUGCUCCUGUUGACGCUUGGUUGUAUUCUAUGAUACUUUCUGAGGAGCCCCUAAUUAAGAGUGCAAUAAGUCAAUUUAAGGUUUAUCCACCAGAAAAAUUGACACAAAAGAGCUUCACAAGGAGUAUGGCGUUUAGUAUUGAACGCCUUCCGGCAGGAUCCUUCGCGAUCGGCGAGUAUAUAACCAAAGAAGGUGCAAAGAACCUCGAGCUGAUGCUGGAAGACAUGUACUACGAGCAGUGCGUGGUGAUGACGAGGAAGAGUUCUCCGUACACCGCCAAGCUCACCGAGUUGGUUGGUCGUCUUCAACAGUCUGGGCUGUUACUGUGCUGGGAAACACAGAUAGCUUUGAAAUAUUUGGAUUUCAAAGUGCAACUAGAAGUAAGAUUGUCUAGAACAAAGAAAGACAUAGACGGAGUUGAGCCGUUAAACGUAAAACAGCUAUUGGGUAUCUACUUGCUUUACUUUGGAGGACUCUCUAUAUCGAUCUUAGUUUUCAUUGCGGAAUUGCUCAUCAAACGCGGUAAAGCUACAAUAAUCAAGAUGAUAACGCCAAGUAUAUUAUUCCCCAUCGAAAUAUUACUCAACUUAUUGAUAAAAGAGCAUUUGCAGGAAUCUUUUUGCUUAACGUUUGCCACUGAAACAAAAUUAACCGUUAACAUGCCCACAAACAUGAGCUCUAUGAUAAUACAGCCCAAUAAUUCAGUACUUGUUGAGCAAAUUUUAGAUGCGUCGGAAAAAGGUUGCUCUAACUACAUAAUUCAAAUGCAUGAGCCUGAAAACUUCAUGAAAGCUUUUGAGAAAGUUAACCAUAUAGGAGACAUACGGAGAAGCGACAAGAAACUUAUAUUUUUACCCUUUCAAGAUGAAAUGUACAACAAAAGUGAUCUUACUAAUAUUUUGACGCUAACUGAGACCGGUUUUGUUGCUAAUAUAUUGUUGAUAGUACCUUUUUUACAAAGCUCAGACUGUGAGGUAUAUGACAUGAUAACACAUACAUUUGUCGGUUCCGAUAAAGAAGUACAAAAGCCUUUGUAUCUGGAUCGCUGGGAUUCUUGCACUGGUCAUUUCGAGAGAGGAGUGAAUCUGUUCCCUCACGACAUGUCGAACUUAUACGGCAAGACGGUCAAAGUUGCUGCGUUUACGUAUAAACCAUACGUUUUAUUAGACCUUGAUCCGUCUUUGAACCCUCUGGGCCGCGAUGGCAUGGAAAUGAGAAUUAUAGAUGAGUUCUGCAGGUGGGUGAAUUGCACCGUGGAAAUAGUAAGAGACGACGAGCACGAGUGGGGCGAAAUUUAUGAGAAUAAUACGGGUGUCGGCGUCCUGGGCAAUGUGGUUGAAGAUCGUGCCGACAUAGGCAUCACGGCGCUCUAUUCCUGGUACGAAGAAUACAGAGUGUUGGAUUUUUCUGCUCCAAUUAUUAGAACUGCUAUCACUUGCAUCGCCCCCGCGCCUAGGAUUUUGACAAGUUGGGAUUUACCGUUGGUGCCAUUCACGUGGACAAUGUGGAUGUGCAUACUGUUUACCUUCUUCUACGCUUCGUUCGCUCUCUCCGUCGCCCAGCGCUCCACCAAAAAUGUUUUCUUGGACACCUUUGGGAUGAUGAUCACUCAAACUCGCGAGGACGCGACUUCGUGGCGCAUACGCAGCAUCACCGGCUGGAUGCUGGUGACAGGCCUCGUCAUAGACAACGCGUACAGCGGCGGCCUCGCGUCCAGCUUCACGGUCCCCAAGUACGAGGCCUCCAUAGACACGGUGGAGGACUUGGUCGAUAGGAAAAUGGAGUGGGGCGCUACGCAUGAUGCUUGGAUAUUUUCUAUUAUUCUUUCAGAGGAGCCUCUGAUCAAGAGUUUGCUCAGUCAAUUUAAAACUUACCCAGCCGACAUUUUAAAGCGGAAGAGCUUCUCAAGAAGUAUGGCGUUUAGCAUUGAGCACCUUCCAGCAGGAUACUUCGCGAUCGGUGAAUACAUAACCAAGGAAGCAGCGAUGGACCUCGAAAUAAUGCUGGAUAAAAUCUAUUACGAACAGUGUGUUGUCAUGCUGAGGAAGAGUUCUCCCUACACUGCUAAACUCAGCGAGUUAGUUGGUCGCCUUCACCAGUCUGGUCUAAUGCUGUCUUGGGAGACGCAGGUCGCUUUGAAAUAUCUAGACUUCAAAGUACAAUUGGAAGUAAGGUUGUCUAGAGCAAGAAAAGAUUUGGAAGGAAUUGAGCCGUUAAGCAUAAAACAGCUUUUGGGCAUCUACAUCUUUUACUUCGGAGGAGUAGUCAUAGCACUUCUUGGUUUCUUCGGGGAAUUACUCUCUAAAUGCAGCAAGCCUUCAAUAGUGUUAUAAUAAUACCUAAAUAUAUACUGAGAUUUAUAUAAAUAUACCUACAGGCCUAGAUCAAGUUACCUAUAUAUAUAUAUAUAUAAGGUACCUAUUAUAUACUCGUAGUUUUAUUCACGAAGACGCGUGCUUUGUUUCGUAUUGCCAUGCUAUUAGAAUUUAGUUUUGACUAAAUCUCGAUAUAUAUUUGCAAAAAAUCAUGCAAUAUAAUAUAGGGUAUAUAUAUGUUAUAUAGUUAAUUAGGUACUUUGUGAUUAAAAUUGGUACGUACUUUAUACUAUAUAGAGUGGAAUAUUAUAGAACUAUUAGAAUCAGGGAUAAUAAAUUUAGUGUCCGACCGAAACAUGUUUUUUUGCCGAAACCGAAACCGAAACCGAAUGUUCGGCUUUGGCUCUAGUUUCGGCCGAAACCGAAACCGAAACCGAAACUUUUGUAGACUUGUUAAAAUCGUUGAAAAAUGUCAUAAAACCCCUUUUAUACACCCUCAAUAUCCUUGAAAUUGAUGUUACUUAAGCAGUUUUUUAAGAAAAUUACUAGAGUUAGACCAAGAUAAUUCUGCAACAAUUUUGAUAACACACGCAGUGCAAAUGUUAUUUUAAACGUCAAAACUUCUAUGAAAUUAUGACGUAUAAAUAACAUUUGCACGCACUAUCAAAAUCAUUGCAGAAUUUACUUGGUCUAACUCUAUUCAUUCACCAGUCAAGUUAACAUGUAGAUCCAGGGUCAACCAAAAAACCAACCAGAAACGCGAGCGCGAUAUUUUUUGUUGACAAAAAAUCUUCACCUGGGCCUAAAAGUCCGAAGUGCCCCAGUGAGGCGAACUUUCAUGCGUAGUCAAAGCCGUGCUUCAGGCUUCAGGAUAAGUAGUUGAGCACAAACUUCAACCAAUGUGCAUUGUACGAGUAUUAAAAAGCGAGACCGCAGGCCGAGCAUGGCGCAGCGAGGCCAAAGGCUAAGCUGAAGUAGAGGACAUGUGGAACACAAACCAAUAGUAAAUUGAGGUAAAAUCACUCAUUGACUCCGAAACAAUUAGACAGUGUGCGCGUUAUAGGUAUUGACAGCCUCUUAAGACUGCGUCGACCGUCCAGUGGCGCCCUCAUUAGUGGAAUUGUGUUUAGUAGGUAUUAAUAUUGUUGUCCUACUUAUUCCCCAACUUUUGGUCUUAUUCCGAAGUACCAUUUCGUAAGUUUCGGCCCGGCCGAAAGGUUCGGCCGUUUUUUGGCCGAAA